This is a messenger RNA of Chrysoperla carnea, 3057 nucleotides long. Its product is annotated as protein-L-isoaspartate O-methyltransferase domain-containing protein 1-like. NCBI's taxonomy places the organism in Eukaryota, Metazoa, Arthropoda, Insecta, Neuroptera, Chrysopidae. The transcript has 4 exons. Gene Ontology annotation, molecular function: protein-L-isoaspartate (D-aspartate) O-methyltransferase activity. Gene Ontology annotation, cellular component: cytoplasm. Gene Ontology annotation, biological process: protein modification process. Bases 91 to 1557 code for a protein of 488 amino acids. The record is from RefSeq and is a predicted model, not a curated record.
GUUUACCUCUGUGUGCAAUAAUGAUUUGCCAGUAACGUCAGAAAUAGAUUUAUAUAAAUUAUUACGCAGAUUACCUCUUUCGUAUAUGUAAUGGGUAGCUCAGUAAGUACAGGUCGUGACAAUGACGAGUUAAUUGAUAAUUUAAUUCAUGCAGAAUACAUACAAAGUUCAAAUGUUGAAAAAGUAUUUCGUGCGGUUGACAGAGCCGAUUAUUAUCUAGCAAAUGAUCGAUGUGGUGCAUACAGAGAUGUUGCAUGGAAAUCGGGCAAUUUACAUUUAUCGGCACCAUGCGUUUAUAGUAAAGUAAUGGAAGGAUUAGAAUUACGUGAAGGUUUAAGCUUUUUAAAUAUUGGUUCGGGUACAGGUUACUUAAGUACAAUGGUUGGACUGAUUUUGGGUACAUAUGGUAUUAAUCAUGGUAUUGAAAUUCAUAAAGAUGUGAUUGAUUAUGCAUAUGAGAAAUUAGAUUAUUUUAAAUCACACUCACCUGCAUUGGAUGAAAAUGAUUUUACCGAACCAAAAUUUAUACAUGGAAAUGGAGUAUGUUUUGCGAAUGAUAGUGGUUUAUACGAUCGUGCAUAUUGUGGAGCCCGAUGUCCAGAAUAUGCUAUUGACUAUAUCAAGCGUCUCAUAAAAGUUGGUGGUAUACUUGUGGCUCCAGUAAAUGAUUUAUUGUUACAAUAUGAACGAACAGGAGAUGAAACCUGGGAAGUUAAAACAUUGUUAUCAGUUUCAUUUGCUCCAUUAAUAAUGCCACAAUCUGCUGAAGAAUAUAGUACACAUACAAUUGAUAUGAUUACGUCCGAGCCAAUAAAUCUACAAGCUGCAUGCAGAGCAGUAAUUCGAACAAUUUUACGUAAGAAUAUUGAAUUAGAAAAUCCAGAAAUAAAAACUAGAACACGCAAACCAAUCAAACGGCCACGUGAAAAACGUGAACAAUUAGAUUUAUUGCCGAUGUUUGAUUUACAUGAGGAUUUAUUUAAUCCAAUACGGUCCAAACGCCGUCGAUCAUUCUUAAAUCGUAUAUACAAUCUUGUCGAAAGUGCAAGUAAUGAUGAUACAACCACUAACGAAGAAGAAGACGACGAUAGCGAUUCUGACGGACAUGAAGAAUCGAACAACAAUGAAACAGUAGAAGAAAAUAAUACAACUACUGAAAAUCAAAAUAGUAAUUUAGAUAAUGGUCAUUGUAACAUAGAUGAUAACGAACAUUCUAGUGAUACCGAUAAUAAUGAUGCUGGACAUUCAUCGUCCUCGUCUUCAUCUUCCUCAUCAUCAAAUUUCGAAUCGGAAAAUACAUCCGAUUCGGAUUCAGAUGAAUCCGACAAGGAAUUAUCAAGUAGAUUAAUUCGUAUAAAUAAAAUUAAACACGCAUUAGAUACAUUAGUGUUUGAUUCAGAUACAGAUGCGAUUGGUGAUUCGAAGGAUGCGGUUGAAGAGGAAUCAAGGCCUCCAUAUGUCAGUCCUUAUACAGUUCAUAUGCGGACAAAAAUACAAGCGUUACCAUUACCACCUGCCUUGAAAAUAUAUGUGAAUUACUACAGAAGUUUCGAAUAAAUUAUUUAUUGAGUACCAAAAUUGAUAAUGUUUUUAUAGAGUUAUGGAUUUCUUUUUUGAUUAUAGGUCGGGGUCAGAUUUAGAAGGUGACUGUCAUUCCAGAACGGCUGGGUAUUUAAGAGGCUGUUGUUUUAAGGUUGUGCUUAGGAACUUUUUUCUCUUUCAUAGCCGGAAACUACUCUCUUUCAGCGGGGCUAAAAUUUUUUAGUCCGCAGCAAGUUUGAGGUAUGAUAUUCAAAUUAGAAGAUAUUUGAAUAAAAAGUGCUAAAAUAACUUUGUAGGACUGUCAAGAAAGCGCAGUGUUUUCAAUGUCCCAUUGUCCAACACCUUGGAAAUUUUUAUUUCGAGUUGGGAAAUCUUAUUAUUUCGAGUUGGGCAAAAGGAUUUUUGCAUUUUUUAUUCAUCUUAAUUGAUUAUCGUUCUCAAUGAAUAUUCAUCAAUUUUAAGCUUGCUGUGCAAUUAACAAUUUUCCAGGUCAUCUGAAAGAGGAGUAUCAGUCAAUAAAAAUUUACACACGACCUAGCCUCUCAAAUUAUCAGCCGUUCUACAAUAGAUGUCAAAUAUUACACCUGACCGAACCUGUUGGAUUUUAAUAUAUUAAUUAAUCAAAUUUAUUAAAAUUUCAAAUAAAAUAAAUAUAAUUAUAAUACUUCAGUCGAGGUGAUGUCAAUCAUUUGUAUAUGAGGGUCCAAAUUUUCAAUUCCAGGUAAUUUGUUAAUUGAAUACUGAACAUUGAAUAUUUCGAAAAAUUAUGAAAAAGAUAUACCAUUUGGUUUUUUAUCUUGAGAUAUCGAAAAUUUCUAACCGAAACCCCUUAAUUUUGAUUGCAGAUUCGAAUUUUCGAUCGAUUAGAACUGGAGAAUUUAUCCAGUUUGACAAGAAUAUUAAAAGAUUAUUGUAUACCAAAAUUUAGCUUUCCUGUAAUUUUUUUUAGGCUUUUAUAAUACCCAUUAUAUUUUCUGGAUUAUAGUUUAUUUAUUGUUCUGAAAAUUCUUAAUCUUUUUUUUUUGUAGUGUUCGAUUUAAUCUCUUGUACUAUUUAAUGCAACAAUACACAAAAUAAUCUGUAAAAUUAUUAAGCCACGGACUCACGCUUAAAUCUGCGUUUACCUUACCCUUGACAAUUUGUAUGUGUUCUGCAACAUAUUAAAACUUGCAAUUUUCUGAUAGUCGGACAUAGAGCACCCUAUUUUCCCAUUUCUUAUUCGAUAAUCGUCUUAUAGCCUAUUCCGACUUUACGAUUAAAAGGAUAUGCAAUUUUACAAUUAUUCACGAGUAAAAGCAUUUCUUUCCUAUCGAACAAUUGGUAAACAGGUAGAUAGCUGUGAACUGUAUAACACCUCAAAAUUAAUAAUUAUUGAUAUCAAAUCGUCUAAAUUGUAUGCAUAGAAUUAAGCUUUAAAUUUACCAUAUAUCAAUAAUAAUCAAUAAAUUUUAUCAAAUAAAUUACUCAUAGCGAUUUUUCAAGUCGUUUUACUCUUUUUCAAAUUGUUAAAGAAAU